Molecule: messenger RNA, 5789 nt
Organism: Homarus americanus (American lobster)
Lineage: Eukaryota; Metazoa; Arthropoda; Malacostraca; Decapoda; Nephropidae
Product: zinc finger protein 729-like
Exons: 3
Coding region: 946-5121 (1391 amino acids)
Cellular component (GO): nucleus
Source: RefSeq, a predicted model, not a curated record
AUGUAACAGUUUAAAACAAUAAUUCAAUAUAGUUCUAAUAUUCUGCCACAAAAUGUAAUAUUUUUUGCUCUAUGCGUUACAAAAUUAAGAAAUAUUAUGCAAUAUCAUCGACAUGUUCAGAGUUAUUUAAUAUGGUAACCUAAAGUCAAAUAUUCAUAUAUCUUCAAUUUUUAAUAAAUAUUUGGACACUUCACCCUCAGUACACACACUGUGUUGCGUGAGAUUAGUGUUAUUGUUGAGAGCAAAUUUUUCCAUAAACUUCCAGUAAUAUAAAAGGUAUGGUUGGUUUGAUUUUAUCACGAUGUUUAAUGAGAUAUGCAAAGUUAUUAUAAAAUAUCGCGAAUUCAGCUGCCUCCCUAAAGCUGGUAAUGCUGUACAGAUGUAGCUACUUCAAGUUUAUAAGAUAGUAAUUCGUCCUAACUUGGUGUACUGCUCUCAUAUCUAGGGUGGUUCUUCUUAUGCCAAACUGUUAUGUAGGGUGGAAUCAAAGGCAUUUCGUCUUAUUAACUCUUCUCCUUUAUAUAGCUGGAAUGAAGUCAAAUAAUGGUAAAGUGUCUUAACGAAUGUAUAUAUCGUCAAGACCAACAUAUGUGGCAUUAUGGUAACUCGUCCCUUAUCCCAAAGACAAAGAAGAGACUGCCAAUAAGUCUGAUUUUAAAAAUCAAGAAACCAACCUCCACCACUACCUUCUCCAGAUCACCCAGCUGUAUCCUCCACCACGGUAGCAGGUGCGGAAAUGUCCUGAGGUUAACUCUACUUCACCACUGAUUAUUAGAGAUGAAGGUUUCCCAACUGGUCAUGCUCCUUAACUUACUACAUUCCAACUUCUUAUCAGAAAACAUCACCAGAGAAGUGAAAAUACAUACAUUUGUAUUACUGCAUAUAUCAACGAGAAAUUAUUACUAGAAUUUAUUUAAUGUGAAAAUUUGUACAGGUAUUGUAGUCAUGGAACAAAUGAGUGAUAAUACUUCAGAAAAUAAAGAAUAUGAUUCUGAUAUAUCAACUGUCAGUUUAGGUUUUACGAAGAAUGAAGAAGAGAUUGUCAAGUCAAUAGCAAAAACAUUAGUGGGAGAUAUACCAUUUUUUAAUAUUGAUAAUGGUAAAGUGAAAGGUAGUCAGGAGUGUCCUCUGGAUUCUAAAGUUUCUCAAGUAUUGGUAUCAAAUUUAGAAAGUAAGGAUACUCUACAGAAUACAAUACCAGAUUUAAAUAUAAGUUCAAAACCCAAGAGAAACAAAGAUUUAGCAGAUGGUGCACGUAUCUCUCCAGCCAGGGGAUCACUUACACCUUCAGUUGGAGAUGUUAUAAUUAAGAUAGAAAACAGUGAAACUUCACAAAAACUAGAUGGUAAUAUCCUUGAAGGUGAUUAUGAGUUUGUUGAAUUUGAUGACAAAGGACUAGUAAUUGAAACCAAAAAUGGAGCUGGAAUCCUUCGGGGAAGAAAUAAGAGAGAGGAGACAAGGGUUAAUACUGCAAAAAAGGAAUCUUUGAAAUAUAUGUGCAAGCUUUGUGGCAUGUCUUCACAGACACCUUCUAAUCUCAGACAUCAUAUGAUGAUGCAUACUGGACAGAAACCUCAUACUUGUUUAUACUGUGGCAUGACUUUUCAUCAGUCCCAUCUCCUGAUAGAACACAUAUGCACACACACUGGUGAAAAUCCUUUAGAGUGUGAGGUGUGUGAUGAGACGUUUACCACAAAGUCUGCCUUAAAAUCACAUAUGAAAGUACAUGCCGAAGUGAAGGGUCACAAAUGUCAAAUAUGUCAUGCAGCAUUUUCUGAUAAAUUGCAGUUGAGAAUCCACACAAAGAAACAUAAAGAUAAAUUUUAUGAAUGCACUGAUUGUGGGGACAAAUUUAUAACUGCACCUAGACUAAAGCGUCAUCAGAUGAUACACACUGGAGAGAGGCCAUAUCAGUGUGAAGAAUGUGGAGUGGCCUUUCGUGAAGAAACAACGCUAAGAGCUCAUAUGGGCACCCAUCUUCCUCGGGGACCAUAUCCUUGUUAUUUAUGUGGAAAGAUAUUUUCACGUCUAAAUAGUCUAUCGCUACACAAGAAAGUACACAACACAAAUGGUACUUACAGGUAUGUACCUAAAAAAAUGGAACCAGUGCAAAACAUUGACAAUUCUGGUAAUGGGUCAGUAGAUAAGAAUGUUGAUACUAAUAAUUAUUUAUCAGAAGAAUUAGAAGUUAAAGAUAGAUGUAUACCAAUUAAAGAAAAUAAUUUAAGAAGUAAAAGUACAAAUGCAUCAUUUGAGGAAUUUACUUGCAGUCAGAACAUGAAAACUCAAGUAAUGGAUUCAUGUUUUCCCACUAUUACUGAACCUCCAAGUGACUUAACAAGAAGUAUCAUGACAGAUGUUGAACAGGAAAUGGUGAGUGUUCCUCACCCUGAUAUUGUGCGAGAUGCUCUUGCCACAGGCACUGUGUUAGAGUCUCAGGGGGAAGAUGGACAAGGCUACUUGAUAGUACUUCCAAAAGCCUUAGCAGAAAAGGAUUAUACUCUCAUAGCUUUGCCUCCAAUGCCAGCCUCUAAGAUUGCCAUGGUGUCAGAAUCUGUGGUGCUGCAAGAAAAUGAAGAACAGGGACAUAAUAAUUGUGAUUUAUUUGUUUGGGAUAAUGACAUUGAUGCAGUCACAGAAGUUGCUUUUGAUCCAGAAAGAGAGUUACUUCCUGUGGAAGAAAUUUAUAGUAAGGCUAAGAAACAGAAAAAAGAAAAGGUGGUAGUUGAUGAAGAGAAUAUUUUGCAAGAAGAGUUACACACAAAUAAAUCUGUCAAAAUUCAAAAAAAAGAAAAGAAAAUGAAGGAUAAGAAGAUUCGUAUUCCAAAGUCUUAUGAAUGUCAGCACUGUGGCCGGAAUUGUAAGACUUCUUCAAAUUAUAUUAUUCACAUGCGCACUCAUACAGGUGAGAGGCCUUAUUAUUGUGAUUAUUGUGGAAUAGGUUUUAAGCAAUUAGCCCAUCUAAAAGCUCAUGUCAGGAUACACACAGGAGAGGAACCAUAUAAGUGUAAUAUAUGUGAUGCUACAUUUAAACAGUCUUCAAGAUUAAAAUCUCACCAGAGGACACAACAUGUUGAAGGAAAAGUAAAGAAAAAGAAAAUAGCAAAGAAGUUUUCUAUUAGAAAUUUCUAUUGCAAGAUAUGUGAUAAAACAUUUCUUGAUUCUUGCUAUAAAAAACAGCACAUGAGAACACAUGAAGAUGAAGCACAGUACAAAUGUGACAGAUGUGAUGCUGUAUUCAAGACUAAAAGUACCUUCAAGAAGCAUAGGUUGCAUCAUGUAGAUAAUUGGGGUAUUUGUGAAUUGUGUGGUCUUCAAUUUGAGGGUGUUAAAGCAUUAAAUGUGCAUAAACAGACAUCACAUGGAAGAGAUAUAAAUGAUUUCAAGAAAGAAGGACAUGAUGUUAAUGAAACAAUAAAACUUGAGGGUGAAAGUGAUCAUGUCUCCAGCAGUGAAGAAAUAAAAGAAAAUGUAAUUGAAUCCGUUUUAAAUUCUGUUAAUGAGCGCUUCAAGCACUACCAAGGUUCUCAUGUACUAAGUUCAGAAUGUACAGAAAAUAUGACUAAAACAAAAAUUAUAAAUGCAAGUAUCCCAGCUGAUUUUAAACAGUACCAGUGCAUGGUGUGUAAAAAAUAUUUCAGACAAAGCUCCAAUCUUAAGACUCACAUGAGAAUGCAUACUGAUGAGAGGCCAUAUAAAUGUAAUGACUGUGGAAAUGCAUUUCGUCAAAUUUCCCAUUUGAAAGACCAUGUGAAAAUGCACACUGGAGAGAAACCUUUUAGAUGUAGUGGCUGCUCAGCAGCCUUUACUCAGUCUUCAGCAGUAAAGUAUCACAUUAGAAAAUAUCACAAAGGAAAGGCUCAUGUGGUGAAGGAGCAAAAGAAUAUACUCUUACAAGAUAAGGAAUCAAUAACUCUUGAAAAUACAACUCAGAUGAUUGAUGAUACUAUUGUAAUAAGUAUUGAAAAUGGAGUAUCAGUAUCAGUUGAGCAUAAACAUUUUGAAAAGAGCACUGGAGCACUGAAAAAAGAAAAAGAUAAAGAGUACAAAAAGGAUAUUUCUACUUAUUCUCCAAAAAUUCACAGUUAUACUCCUAACACAAAAAUUUUGCAGAAAUGUGAAAUGUGUAAUAGGUCUAUUGGAAAACAUGCUCGUCAUGUUACAGUAACCGACAAUGAUGGACGGUUAAAUAUAUGUAGGAGAUGUUCAACUCGUGCAAAAUCAACCAAGCUACCAGUACUUAUUGUAAGGUGUAAAGAAGAGCAAAAUGAGGAAGAAUCUGAAAUCCACAAUAAUCAAAAUGAGGAACAAGAAACUAUCCCAAAAGAAAGUUUUGUGAAGAUUGAUAGGAAGAAAAUAUGUGAGAAAACUUUUGAAACAAUUAGGAAAUCAAGUGAACCAAGUAUAUGUAAUGAAUAUAAAGAAACAUGCUUUGAAUUAGAGGAUAGCAAGAAAAAUAUAAACCAUUGUGAAGAAAAUAUUGGGAACAUUUGUGACAUGUGUGGAAAGGCAUUUGGGAGGGCCUCAGCACUUACAUUUCAUAAGCAGAUGAGUCACAGAAAUGAUUAUGAUGAAGAGGAAGAAAGGUUAUUGACAAACUAUAGAAGUGAAAAUGAUGAUUUGGAUAACAAAAUGAAAAUGAGUGAGUUUAUCAAGGAAACAACUGUAACAGCAAGUAGUCAAUAUCAGCAUCCAUGUGCUCCUUUAGAAAUUAAGGUAGAGGCAGAAGACAUAUCAUUUAGUGAGAUAGAAUAUUGCAAGUGCUCAUUUUGUGGUAUAAAGUUGUCUGAUAUGUCCAUGUUAAAUAAACAUAUAAGUCAGCUACACCCAGAAGAAAUAUCUCAUAUGAAGUCCCAGGCUGAUAUUAGUAAUAGGAGUUACAGUUCAGUGAAUAACAAAUGUGUAAUGCAAAAGAAAAGAAAAAUAUGGACUAGAAAAAAGAAAACAGAAAAUGAAGGCAAAAUUAUGACAAAUAGAUUUAAUGAUACAGUGGGUGGAAAAGAGUUUUGUCUUAAUGAAAUCAGCCAGUAUAAAUGCCAGGGAUGUGAAAAGUCUUUCACUAGAGUAGCAAAGCUAAAGGAUCACAUUAAUAGUUGGUGUAAAGCAAACAAAAAAAGUUAAGUGUGUGUGAUCAAGUUAUAGGGAAAAAAUAUUUUUUCAGGAAGAGGGCAGUGAAAUGCAGUAAUUUCACCUUUUAUUCACUUGGAAAAUACAACAUUGACUAAACAGAUACAGUACAGGUGCUUCACUACUUAUGAACUAGUUACGUUCCUGAGGCUUGUUUGUAAGUCCAACUUUACUCCUGUUUGUUCUAUCUGGAAUUUUCUUCAAAAUAAUCCAGUCUCAUCCACAUUAAACACCUGCUCUGGCAGGUAACCCCCCUCGGUGGUGAUGUUUGUAUCUCUGAAAGUUUGUAAGUUGAACUUUCUUAAGUAGAGGAGCACCUGUAUAUGUCAUUUGGUUUUAGGUAAAUUGAUUCAUGGAGAUAUGCUCAUUGAAUGCUUUAGCUAUCCUGUUACAGUGUUGAUAGGAGAGUGGGUAUUGCACUGUGAGCUGCAAUAAUUAUCAAAAUAUCAUAUUUACAGCUAUUUUGUGAUCAUGUUUAUAUAUUAUUUUAAUAAUAAUUUACUUAAAACUGGUAUUUUUUUUAUUUUCUAAUGAGUUCUAUUGCAACUUUAGUUGUUAUAUAAUUGUACUGAAGCAAAUUGUUAGUAAGAAUAAAUAUGAAACAUUGUUGCACAAAUAAAAAAAUUGGUUAUGAGGAUCAGACACUGUUUAAACUAUUACAA